Molecule: messenger RNA, 5352 nt
Organism: Alternaria ventricosa
Lineage: Eukaryota; Fungi; Ascomycota; Dothideomycetes; Pleosporales; Pleosporaceae
Exons: 4
Coding region: 1-5352 (1783 amino acids)
Source: RefSeq, a predicted model, not a curated record
AUGCCGCUUUUCGAUCAGGAUCCCAACGGCGGCGGCCGCAACUCGCGAGCCUCCAACGUCUCUGCCAUGAGCCGAGCAUCAGGUAAACCCGUAUCGCGGGCACCCAGUGCAGACCUUCAACCUCUUAACCGCGGCGUCACGUCCAUGCUCCGCACCGAGACCGAGAUGGGCAACGUUAGGCACGGCCGUCCUCAGUUCGACGACUUGUCUGCCAUGAGCAACGCACCACGUCCGCUGCGCUCGCGCGCGACCAGCAGGAUGUCGCAAGUUUCUUCCACGUCCAACACUUCCAGUCGGGGUAGCAAGCAGCACUUCCGUUCCUACCCCUCCUCCUCUUCUGCACCGCGUCAGCCAAUGCAACACCAUGGGCCCGUGUAUACUGCCGACACGCUGUCUCCAACGAUGAUGAACGCCACCGGAUCAUCGCCUUUCAACAACCGAAGAGACAACCGCGACAGGGACGCGCAUCGCUCGCACUCGAUGACGAAUACCAUACAACCCCCAGCGUACGGUCUCACCAGCAACAGGUCCAUUCCCAGCUUGCGCCCUCGGCCAGCGUCCCGAUCUUCGAACCCAAGCCCAUACUAUGCACACCCCGCCGGGGGUGGUUUCAGGCAGCCUGUUCCAUACUCACGAUCCGUCCAGCCCGCCCUGAGCGACGACAGCGGAGUACACUUCCAAGGGCCGCAGACCUCCGACGGUCAGCGACUGCCCUACGCUGGUCAGGCACAAGGCUACGGCAACCCAGUAUACACAAAUCAUCCGUAUCGGCAGCAGCAUGCUGGACAAGGACAAGACCAACGAGGCUUCCACAACCGACAGGGCCCCGGGCAGAUGAGGACCAAGAAUCCAUCUUCGCGGUCUACGAUGAGCCUUGAAGAUCCUCCCGUGGAAGACGACGACUUCCCUGUCUACCACAUGGCUACCGGACAACUCAUGUCUCGCAGGAUGACAGGCAGCUCCGCCCGCGAGCCUCGUUCAGAAGAUCGAAGAGAGCGCAGGCGUCAGGAUGAAUAUCAGCCACCUUUACCAGCCGACCACCGCCAACGGAUCGCUGCUGAGCAAGCUCGUCUCAAGAGGUCUGCGCCUGCUUCCAUGUCCAGUUUUAACACAAACUUGCGCACCGAAUCAGACCCGCCAUCGUCCGACAUGGCUAUGCCAUCAACUCCGAAAGAUGGUAGCUCCAUGGAAGUGCACCGAAACCUCGAUAGAAACAAGGUCUUCAAAGCCGCCAACCCGAACCGCCUUGUUAUUCAAGAAGAGUAUCCUUCAGUACCAUACUACAACACGAGUGACCAGCUUGGACCUGUGGCGUCUGCGGACCCAGGGACGGAUGCUGAUCCCGACGGCUUCAUAGACCGAAAGAUAAUCAUUGUCGAACAGUUUCGUCCGGCUGGGGCGGCAUUGAAGAGUGAUCCUUUUUUAGGACAAGAGGCACGACCAAUGUCGAUGGAGAAGUUGCAACAAGACUUGGACCUCGAUCUCGAGCGAGAACGCAAAGCCGAGCGCAAAGCCGGGAAGCAUUCGCGAAAGCGAAAUUGCGGAACUCCCAGCGUCCCCCGUAGCUCACCGCAUCACAAGGAAUUUGAUCCUAAGAGGUCUGGAGGCUUCAACGACGGGCGAUAUCCAGUCUUCGAUGGAGUUAGUAACCUCUUCGGGGCCAUCUCCCUCGCUCCCGAGCAAGCCUCCAUCUCCGUCAACAAAACCCCCCGUUCCAAGGUCUCCGACACAACCCUCAAGGCCAAAGUCUCCAACACUACAAUCAAGGCCAAAGUCUCCGAUACCACUAUCAAGGCCAAAGUCCCCGACACCGCAAUCACUGACGACGUCUCCGACACCGCAGUCGCCGACAAAGUCGCUGACAACACGGUCGCUGACACCAAGAAGUACUUUGUAUCUGAUAAACCUCGUGGGGCCGUAUUGCAUGCGGCAGACCGCGGAGAAAACCGCCACAGUAUCUUAUCGCAAACUGGAUCCAGCAUCCUCGACUCGUCCACUCUUGAAUUCGCGGUCCAGCAUUCCAUACCAACGGCCAAUAGCGGUGGCUUCCAGAACGAGCCCGGUGUUAAGACUCAUGUUACCACGAACAUGUCUCUCAGUCCUGGCAAUAGUACCGGGGAUGGUAUGUCGGAUGUUCUUGCAGGGUAUCAGGGAUCUGAUUAUAAGAACGAGACCGACGCUUUGGUACGAGUCGAGACGGCCAACGAGAGCAGGUAUGAGGAGCACACAGAUGCUUCAACAGAAAAUGACAUGAAGCCGCUGCCUCUUGCCCUUCGAUCCAGAAGUAGCCACGCACAAGGGUCGUCCGAUGAGCUGUCCUUCAAGUCUUGUACCGAUCUGCCAGAUGUCUCUUCAGGCUCGAUACCAUCCGAGCCAGAGAAAGAAGACAUCAAAGCGUCUUCCACAUCCGCCAUUGACUUUGCGCCGCAGCGAAAUACGGUAUCGAAGGAAGCAGACACUCACUCUUUUGCGACUGGUGUGCACCCUAUCCGUGCUAGUUUCGCACCUCCGCCUCGACUCCAAACGUCCAGCCUAGGAACGGUGGUCUUGAAUCAGGGCAGGACGAUUGUGGAGGCACCCUUGUCCAAGCCCUCUUCUGCUAUGCUUCGCAAACAGCCUCCUAUACCGCGUCGAGAAUCCAGCUUUUCUAUCGUAGCGAGCAAAUUGCGGACUAGCUCCAAGCAGAGCAUGAAGCAAGGCUCGAUAUCGGUAUCUGGUUCGUCAUCCACGCUGGGCACUACGCACCAGGGGCCAGCGGUACCGCCCCGAGAGUCAAGCACUUCCAAGGAGGCCCAACGUGUGCACGCCGCAGUCUCGUUCUUGAUGCGUCCACUACCGUUGCGCUUUGCCAGGUCUUGGAAGUAUACUGACCAAGAGGAGCUACCGAAGUCAGAUGAGACGGUCCCAUCGGCUUCCAGUUCGAGUCAAGACACGGACGGGCUUAUCAGUCUCAAUGAGAUGACCAGCUCACCGCCGCCCACCAGGGAGGUAAAGAAGACGCCGCAAGCACCGUCGACCAGGCCAAAAGGUGUACCUGUUGCGAAGACGCGGGCUAUCAGCUUCGACACUCCGAAAGCCUGCAACCCAUCCAAGAUGCCCGGUAGUAGCCCGGCUCCUGUUGCGCAACCAGUCGACAGCCCGGUUCCUGCGAUUUUGGAGCCCUCCUCUGUGUACUCGAUCCAUGACACCUCCUCAGGCUCAUGUGUAGACUCCGUGGAUGAACUUCCGGUAGCCCAAGAGCCUGGCCGUCGUGACAGCCAGACUACGACACACCUCGAUUGGAAUGGAUAUAGGUCUUCCUCCCACGGUGGUGGCCUCCAGCAGGUGUCGCUACGCCCUCUGAGCGGUGUUGGAAAUGUUUUGAAUUCUCUGGGAUCGGGUCCCUUGUCCAACAUCCAAGAGAAUACUACGACGGACCUCAGAUUAUCCGGAUAUAGGUAUCCUGGCCCUGCGCGUUAUCUGCCUGACCUGAAGGAGGAGUCGCAUGAGGACUCGAGCCUCAACACGAGUGCCAGCAAUCUGAAGAGCUCGAGUUACCGCUUUCCGUUCGGCGCGCCGUCGGGGGUCAGGGCUUCGGGAGAGGAACCGAUCAACUUCUCGGGAAGGUCGUCUACAGCGUCGCAUCGUCGGAGUGCUGUUGGCAGCAACGUGGGUAGCGCGCUCGGACAGGCACACGGUUUGCCUUCGAUGCGGUUCAGUCGGAUGAAUCUGUUCGAUGGUCUGACCGAGGACCUUGGCCUUCGCUACUCAAGGUCAAUGGAAGAGGUGCCCAAUGCGUCGCAGAGGGUGAGCAGAGGUAGUCCGCGGCCUGCAUCAGCCGGUGAUGUCACGGACCUGCGCCUUUCUCUCGCCGAAUUGAAUGAAGCAGAGCGCUCAGGGUUGUCAAUGCAGCCUACCGCCGUGUUGAACUUGUUCGCGAUGCACCGUGCUCGUUCACCGGAGCUCAUGGCAGAGAUUGAGCGGCUGACUAUACCUUCUGUCGGGGGGCUUACCCAGCGCCUCUCGGAGAUCUUCCCGUCGUUGAGGGAAUACUACAAGUGCGGUGAGCCAGCCGAGUUUCCGAUUGAGGAGGAGAUGGAGAAGCACGCAUUGGAGGAGAUCCACGAGAUCCAUCCGACGCAGAAGCGCUCGUCUGCUCGACUUCGCCCCAUGCGUGGCGUCUCGCACAUGGUUGUUAUUGAGGACGAUCUGUAUGAUGAGAUCACAAGCAAAGAGAGGGUGUGUGGCAGUCCAGGCCGUCCUGACGAUGGAGUUGGUGUAAACGGCGCUAGCGAGGCAGACUCAAAUACAGGCAGCUCCCCCAAGGACGACGACGCACCGAGCACACCAACACACAACAAGACGACUCCGCUCUCAGAGCUGCGAGUCCCAUCACCAGCUGUUCUCCGUCCGCGCUCACACACUGUCGGCCCUCAAGAGCUUCGCAUCUCAGGGGAGUCCGCUCUUUCCGUAAGAAGGUCUCUGAGGUCGUUUGUUUCUACGCCCACAGUAACCGAGACGCGUCCCUGGAAUUCAGACAAGAACUAUCCCUGGGCGACGUCAACAAACCCCGCUAUUGACAUCUCCCUUCCUCGUCCAGCUGCUGCGAGACACUCUCCUCGCCCAGGUCCUUCCCACCUCCGCAACAGACUCUCUGACGCGUCUACCACAAGCUCCUUCUCGACAGCGCAGACAGCCACAGCUUCCCCGUUCGGAUCACCGGCCGAUAGCACCGCACACGCGCGUCAUCACCGCUUCAGCACCUUUGGCCGCAACAGCGACCAGCCACACGCAGUCGGUGAACGCUACCCCACCUCUGCCCUGUCACCUCCUACAGCUAUCUUCCGCGACCACCUGUCAGCCUCUGACACUUCUGACGACGAGCACUACGACACCACACGCAAGACUAGGCUCUCGCUCCGCAAGCGCUUUUCGUCAACUCGCAAAGCUACGCUUGACAGCCAAUCAAACACUCGAGCUGGUCGAAGCAAGACCAACGCACAAGACCUCGCCUCGCCCGAGUCGACCAAGCAGUCAACAACCUCACUCCUCCAAGAUCGUGCCGGUGAAGCUCAAGCUUUCACGUCAUCCACCACCGCCAACCGCCAUACCUUCCGUGACGCGGAGGGCAUGAGAGCAGUUGACUACCGCAAACACCGCAUCAUCGACCGCCUCAAGACCUGGUGGCACAAGGGCUCGCACCUGAUCCCCACCAUGUCUGACACCCCUCCUCAACCCCUCUUCGCCCUCGGACCGAACAACACUAUCCGCUACAUCGAGCGUCGCGUGUUCCCCUCGGUUCCUCCCGCAAACCCCCCUACCUCACCCCCUGCCCCCACCAACACGCCUGUCAACGGCAACGGCACCGGUUAA